GUGCCCCUGUGGCGUAGGACCUCGUCCCGUCGCGAUUCACCGCGAGGCGGGGCCUGUUCCUGAGGGGCUUCGGCUGUCAGUAUAGACAUGGGGGCCGGCCGCACGGGGGCUGUGCUUGCCGCCCUGGGAGUGCUUAGUGUCUGUGCGGCUAGCGGCUCAAGACCCGUGGCGGAGGGGGAGACCGGCGGGGAGGUGGAGUGGGCGGAGCCGUGGGACGGCGCAGUUUUCCGGCCUCCCUCCGCACUGGGCGCAGUGGGGGUGGCGCGUGGUCCGGGGACCCUGCGGCCGGGGAUUGGGGAGGCGGUGGACCUGCCGGUGCUGCUAUGGUGGAGCCCAGGGCUGUUUCCUCACUUCCCGGGCGACUCGGAGCGCAUCGAGUGCGCGCGCGGCGCGUGCGUGGCGUCCCGGGACCGACGGGUGCGGGGAGACUCGCGGACGCGCGCCCUGCUCUUCUACGGCACCGACUUCCGCGCGUCCGAAGCGCCGCUGCCGCGCUUGGCGCACCAGAGCUGGGCGCUCCUGCACGAGGAGUCGCCCCUCAACAACUUCUUGCUGAGCCACAGUCCGGGCAUCCGCCUCUUCAAUCUUACCGCCACCUUCAGCCGUCACUCGGACUACCCGCUGCCGCUGCAGUGGCUGCCCGGGACCGCCUAUCUGCGCCGCGCGGCGCUUCCGCUCCCGGAACGCGCGGACUGGCGCCGCCGGGGCUACGCGCCGCUGCUCUAUCUACAGUCCCACUGCGACGUGCCUGCGGACCGGGACCGCUACGUGCGCGAGCUCAUGCGCUACAUCCCGGUGGACUCAUAUGGGAAAUGCCUGAAGAAUCGGGAGCUGCCCACGCCGCGGCUACAGGACACAGCCACAGCCACCACUGAGGAUCCAGAACUCUUGGCCUUCUUGUCCCGCUAUAAGUUUCAUUUGGCCCUCGAAAAUGCCAUCUGUGACGACUACAUGACGGAAAAACUGUGGCGCCCCAUGCACCUCGGUGCUGUGCCUGUGUACCGCGGCUCUCCCUCUGUGAGGGACUGGGUGCCCAACAAUCACUCCAUCAUCCUCAUUGACGACUUUGAGUCGCCGCAGAAGCUGGCAGAGUUUAUUGACUUUCUGGACAAAAAUGAUGAGGAAUAUAUGAAAUACCUGGCAUACAAGCAGCCUGGGGGCAUCACCAACCAGUUCCUUCUGGAUAGUCUGAAGCAGCGGGAGUGGGGAGUGAAUGAUCCUUUACUGCCUAACUACCUUAACGGCUUCGAGUGUUUCGUCUGUGACCACGAACUGGCUCGGCUGGAUGCCGAGAAGGCCCAUGCAGCCUCUCCUGGGGACAUCCCUGUCCCUGAGCCUCAUAUUGCCCAGCCCUCACACAUGGACUGCCCAGUGCCCACACCUGGCUUUGGCAGUGUGGAAGAGAUUCCUGAGAAUGACAGCUGGAAAGAGAUGUGGCUGCAAGAUUACUGGCAAGGCCUGGACCAGGGGGAAGCUCUCACUGCCAUGAUCCACAACAAUGAGACACUGCAGAGGAAAUUUUGGGAUUACCUAACUGAGAUCUUCAUGAAAAGGAACCAAAAUCUCUAAUUAUGCUUGCAAGAGUCCUUAACUUGAUAGAGCUAAGGAGAUGGAAGGUCCUUAUUCUACCAUGGGACAUGAAGGGUAUCUGCUACGCAAGUUCUUAAUGAACACUGUCUUACCAUGAAUUCAAAGAAUAAGUUAUAUCUACUGAUAUUUUAUCCUAAAGAUGUGUAGCCAGGGUCUCAGCCUAUGGUAAUAGGACCUCUCUUCAAGGAGAGAUGGAGGCAUCCAGUUCUUGGUUUAGUGGGAACCAGAAGCCUGAAACACCCAUUUGAUUAAAGGUGCUGAUCAACAAAAAUUUUAAAGAACUGCUUAUUUCUUUAGCCAUAUCAUCCUCUCAGUCCUGAUUGGCACAACACGUUAGUACUUGGUUGUGAAUGAGGUAAGAUGGGCCAGGUUUAGCAUCUUUAGAAAACUACUGUGCUAUUCCUCAAACCACUCAUUAUUCAGUACCUUUCCCAAUCUCUUUUCCUCAUCUCUUGCUUUAUAAACUGUUAUGUUGGUGGUGAAGCAAAACUCCUGGUGGGUUGUAUUCUGGC
Molecule: messenger RNA, 2102 nt
Organism: Mesoplodon densirostris (Blainville's beaked whale)
Lineage: Eukaryota; Metazoa; Chordata; Mammalia; Artiodactyla; Ziphiidae
Gene: POFUT4
Product: fucosyltransferase 11
Exons: 3
Coding region: 88-1569 (493 amino acids)
Cellular component (GO): Golgi membrane
Molecular function (GO): alpha-(1->3)-fucosyltransferase activity
Source: RefSeq, a predicted model, not a curated record